AUGCUGAACAAACAAUAGUCAAUGAAAGAGGGAGGUACGGAACCAUUGCCGCUCCAGGUGUCGCACGAAACACACGGGGCACUUCGCUGUCGAUCCGUCUCGAUCUGGAUCAACGUCGGUCGAUGUCAUCACAUUGUUUCCUCGAUCUACAAACCAAGACGAUGUGAUCGCUUUGAUUCGCAAUUUCAACGCUGUAGUCAUUUGGAAACUGCGGAUGCCACUCAGUUUGUCAUCAUCAUCUCGGAGUGUCACCUUGCGUUUGUGCCGUUGCCCCACAACUUCAUUACGUCAUUUAUAUGUACCGAGGUGACCAGAAUGAAGCAAACCCUCAGCUGUUAAGAUGAUUCAUUGGAGAAAAAACUCCAGACAUAUUCGAGACAAAAGCAACACUGUCAACACAGAAUUACCAACAAUGACACGUCUGACAAAGAGAACUUUUACCCAGACCGAAUGACUACAGGCGAGACAGACUUAAUAGGAUCUAAUAAAUUGGACAACAGAUAGCAGCAUAGUGGAAUAUUCAAGCCUUGAGAUGGAGGUGGAACGGCCGGAAGUCGCAGAGGAAGAGACCUUCUCCAAGGGUGGACAGGACAACCCGGAUGGCAAGAAGAGCCGGGGUCACACUUGUGAACUCUGUGGAAGAAGUUUUCCUUUCCUUAGUUCCUUGUCCCAGCACAUGAGAAAGCACACUGGGGAGAAACCAUACAAAUGUCCUCACUGUGAUCACCGCUCAGCCCAGAAGGGUAGCUUAAAGACCCACAUUCGCAGUCACAAACUGGAAGGCCUCAGCCAGAGCACUGGCGGCGAGGAGGAAGAUGUAGAUGAGGAGGGGGAAAAGGAAGGAGGGGUGCCAGAAGAUCAAGGUGGUUGCUCCAGUCCGACUGAGAGUACCUCAGCCUGCAACAAGGUUGUGAGCGGUGAAGAGGCGACCAAAACAAGGAAGAAAGGUGGGAAGAAGGAAAGAACCUCCGGUGAGAAUGGCAAACAGUCAAUGCAGUGCUCUCAGUGCAGAAAAAGACUGUCAAGUCAGGCAGAGCUUGAACAGCAUAUGCAGGAGCUUCACAAGGUCUUCCAAUGUGAACUGUGCCCUUAUGAGACCUUGCAGGAGGACCAACUGCAGGAUCACAUUGAGAAGGUACAUCCUAUUGAGGAGGAAUCUGUCACCAAAGAAGUCUCUACCAGCGAGGAAGGUGACGGUGUACUUGGUAAAGGCGAGUUCCCUUGUGAACAAUGUGACCAGGUGUUCACCCAAGCCUGGUUUCUGAAAGCUCACAUGAAGAAGCAUCAAAACAGUCUGGAUCAUGGUUGCCGGAUCUGUGGGCGGCGUUUUCGUGAGCCCUGGUUCCUACGGAGCCACAUGAAGACGCACAACACCAAGGUAAAACCAAAGAGUGACUCUUACCUUCCAGCUACUGUCAACGAGGUGGCGCAGGAUGAGUCCAACUUGGUGAAUGAAGUGUGUGUGUAUGAACUCUGUGCCAAGUGUGGUAACUUCUUCCAUGACCGCCAGAGCCUGCACCUGCACGAGCAGGUCCACAGAAAUAUUGAGCAGCCUCCUAACAAUACCUUCUGCAGUGAAAAGGACUUCACAUCUGCCACCAAGACAAGCUUCUUGGAAAGCCUAAACUUAAAACCAGCAGGAAAGGAAGAGAACCCCAUUGAAGGAACUCUAGGGAAAAGAAUUCCAGAGCUCGAUCCAGUAAGUAGCUACCAGGCUUGGCAACUGGUCACCAGAGGCAAACUGGUGGAGGUAUCUGAGAAGAGCCUGGGUUGGGAAGAGAGGUUAGCCGAUGCAGAUGUAGCAUACGACAGGGGAAAGGGCGAGUACAUCUUGACCAGACAGGACAAGCGGAAGAAAUCACUCGAUGCCACUGUGAGUAUCCCAACCAAGAAACGGAGAGGGGCUGGAACCCAAGGCUCCAACACAGAUCAGCACAGCAAUGGAGAAACAAACAGCCAGGUCCUGACAGGUGAGCGAAGCCCUGAGAAUCUGAGUGACUCAGAGUACCGGCCUACUUCUCGUCCUAGCCGUAAGAAUUCCCAGAAAACCUCAGAGUGCUUGGAGUGCGGAAAGGGCUUCCGCACACAGCAACAGAUGGUGAUCCACAUGCUCAUCAGACAUGGUGGCUUGGGUGAAACCAUUGGUGGAAAUGGACUGUUCCGUAAAGCAGCUUCCAGCCCAUCUAAAGCAGGGGAAUCAGCAGGACACUUCAGGGAUCAAAGACGGACAGGGUUAUUUGGGGACACAGAUAAAAAGCCAUACACCUGUGAGCACUGUGACUUUUGCACCUCGGAGCCCUCGGCCAUCGCUGCCCACGUCCAAACACAUCAUUUGGCGAUUAGGGACUGGGGCCAGAGGAGUGAUGCCUUAACCAGCUCACUCAGCCAAAGCCAAACUCACCAAACGAGCCACACAGGCUUCCCAAGGCUGAGAAAUGCCCUUCUGCAGCAGCCCUACUGGCCCUACACCACCUCAACUCACCUGGAGAGGGCAGCACUGAGCGACGCCGCUUCAAAGACGGAGGAUGAAAAGAGCAAGGGGUUGAAAGAAAGUAGCUCCACUGAUAAAGUGGAUGCUAAUCUGCUUAAUCUCUCCAUUGAAGUGGAUAAGAACGAAAAAGAAGGGGUUUCUUCAACAUUUUUGAACAGUUUGGUGAGACACCAGUGUCCUUAUUGCUCUUAUGCAACACUGUAUCCAGAAGUUCUCUGGAUCCACCAACGAAUUGCACACAAAGUAGACAGCACUACGUUGGUGCCUAAGUGGGCCCCAAGGAACGGCCUCAAGGGACCAAAAUCGCUUCUUGAUUUCAAGAGACGCACCGGGCCACCUCCGUUUCUGGAGGGUAAGGACUGCCCGUCUCUGCCACAGAUGAGAGCUUCCCGCACGAGUCCACCUGAUUGCAGCCCUGGAGGGACAAAGAAAUCAAAACCUCAGACAAGUAGCAUAGAGUCCAGCUCUUCGCAAAGCAAGAGCUGGCACGCGGCCACAGCACCAGGGGCACAAUCUCACUCGUCCAAACAUAAGACCAGCAAGUCCAGGACGAGUGAGUUGGCAGGCAGUAAACACAAAGCAGACGUCCAUCAAAAUAGCUCAUCGCGGCUCAUGGCAAGUCCUCAGAAGACUGGAACCCCAAAGACAGGAAGCAGAGUGAUGGAGAGAAGUCUGCUACCUCAAGAAGGACUUCAUUUUAUGCUCUCUAGCAAACACAACCUCUCGGAUCAGAGGGGCUCCAAAGCCCAUGCUCCUCAGACCCCUGGCAGGUCGGAUUCUCAAGCUCAGGAUACACCGUCCGUGGCUGGGUAUGACCCCUGGAGCAGACUUGGCUCGAGCGGCCCAUCCUCUCACUCCCAGUCCAAGAGACAGUCAAAGGCUGAUGGUCCAGAAGCUGUGUCGGACAUCAUGAGUUUCUUGAAGAACUGCAGUCCUCAUGAUUUAGCUGCCCUCUACCACCACUGGGGCUUCAGCAACGCCAUUGCAGAGCAAGCAGGGUUGGCGAGGUCAGGGUCUCAGCAGGGGGAGUAUGUGUGUCCGGUGUGCAGGAAGAGCUUCAACCAGCCCAGCCAUUACCGCACACACAUGAGAUCACACACAGGUGAGCGACCUUUCCAGUGCCGGUACUGUCCUUACAGCGCCUCGCAGAAAGGUAACCUGAAGACUCAUGUCCAGACCGUGCACCGUCUAGCCUUCGACAACGCACAGUACCCAGACAGGAGACUCCGCCAAGCCCCUACCAAUGAACCCACGGACCCUUCCGGAUCUCACUGAACAUCCCCACCUCCUCACGACCAGCUCAAAUGAAGAAUGAAAUCUAUAAAAAGUCCAUCAAAAACUGUUUGAUGCACAAAUACGGCAUUCAAGGAAGACUUUGUGUAACGUACGGCAUUGGAUUUGUUCGUGUUUUUAGAUUAGUUUGAUGGGAAGUGUUUCCUUUUUUAUUUUCACCUGACACAAAGCUCUAGAUUAAAACGAAACUACGCAGAACAGGCCGACGACAUGUUUGCAACAUGUUUACACACCUCCUUUAUCCAGAACUUGCAAAACACUUGAGGGCUAAAGCCUUGGCAACACGAGGUCAAAGCUGAUGGAGUAUGACAGUGAGCUGCGUUUUCAAACCCAAGGACUUCAGCUGAUCCCCUAAACUUGAAAUGCUGCCUCCGAGUUCCCCCGAAUGACUAGUUGUUCAACAAAAUAGCCUUAGUCCGCAACGAGUGUAGUUUGUGCGUGUGUGUGCGAUUGUGUUUUCCACAUUCUAUUUCUCAGGACUUGAGUUAGAUGAAAUUCCAAAGCCUGCAUUCAUUCACACCAGUGCAUAAUUGCACGCGAAGGAGACAUGCAAUGAAGUUCAGUACUUAAGUUUGAGUUUUGCUGAUUAUAGGCAUAUAUAAUAUAGAUGUGUGUGUUUUGUCACUGGUUGGACAAACACUUGGCACUAUAAUCAAAAUAUGUCCUAUAAACACUUUUGUAUUGUGCUAUACCUGGGAUUUAAAGUAUUUAUGUAAGCGCAGUUGUAUUGUUACAUGGGUUUCUACUUGUGGAUAGUGUCAUAUUCAUAAACAACCUUUCUGAAGAGUUUAAGGUAAAGACACAUGCCAUAUUUUACGUUAGUGUCAUCUGAUUGGUCCAACAAAGUCAGGAAUAUUAUUUGUCUGCGCUUAAUUUUCAAUGUGUUUCUCCUUUUUUCCAUCAAAUAUGUUUGCCUCAGUGGAUUAUAAAUAAUUGUAUUUCAAGAAAA
Molecule: messenger RNA, 4733 nt
Organism: Rhinichthys klamathensis goyatoka
Lineage: Eukaryota; Metazoa; Chordata; Actinopteri; Cypriniformes; Leuciscidae
Gene: znf516
Product: zinc finger protein 516
Exons: 5
Coding region: 533-3766 (1077 amino acids)
Biological process (GO): regulation of DNA-templated transcription
Cellular component (GO): nucleus
Molecular function (GO): DNA-binding transcription factor activity, RNA polymerase II-specific; RNA polymerase II cis-regulatory region sequence-specific DNA binding
Source: RefSeq, a predicted model, not a curated record